Messenger RNA from Sabethes cyaneus, 10799 nucleotides. RefSeq names its product A-kinase anchor protein 9. The transcript is spliced from 12 exons. Lineage: Eukaryota; Metazoa; Arthropoda; Insecta; Diptera; Culicidae. Gene Ontology annotation, biological process: signal transduction. The record is from RefSeq and is a predicted model, not a curated record. The coding region runs from base 1151 to 10078 and encodes 2975 amino acids. Gene Ontology annotation, molecular function: molecular adaptor activity.
GUAUUUAAUUGAUGCGCGUGGCUUAUUUAAACGAACGCGAAGGCGGUAUGAGUGGAUCUAAUUUAUGAUCUCUUACGUGGCCUGUGUCGUAGUUCAUAAUAAACUGAAACUUUAUCGACAGUAAAAGUGUUUCCUGAGUGGUUUUUCUACUAGUGUACUAGAAUCCAACAGUGCAUAGAUGAGUUUGUUGUAGCUAUUGAUCGUAGAAGAAAAAAUUCUAUCAGAAGUCUGUAUUUGUUUGUAUAUUUUUAUCACCGGAAAUUAAAAAAAUCACGAUUCAUUUCGUUGAGUCGAACAAAUGGCGCUUUAGUUUUUAAUUAUUUUUAGUUCAAAAUUCGAACGUAUUAGAAGAAGAAAUUAAAUCUUGAAAACGCAACAACCUUUGUCGUACAUUCAAGUGAAGUUUGUAACAGUGCUGGUUAGCAUAUCACCGUCACCUAUCAAAACAUUUAUGUUUCAAAGUAAAUCAGAAACACCAUUGCUGCCCCUAGCCAGAUUGAAUCAACAAUCAAACGAAAAGUAACCGAAAGUAUAGUCUAGGAUGAUGACAACAAUAUGGCCCAAACACAAACGACAAGAUAGCUGGUGAAUAUUUUUACAAGCUAGCGGCACGCGAUGUGAAAAACAGUAUCCAACAGCACGUUUUCGUGCCUUCGGCUUGUGCGGUUUUCGUGCGAUGUGCAAACCGUGCUAGGAUUUCAGUGCUGGUGUGAUUUCUGAACGGUGAACAGCGGAUAGUCGUGGGAAAAUUCUUACCUCUGCCUCUGCUGGUUUGUCGUUUCGCGGUCAAAUUCAAAUAUUGUGCGUGUAGUGUAGGUCAGUUGAAGCGUGCACUUAAAAUGUCUCGACAUUGUCGAUGUACAGUGCAACGUUGCUGUUUCGCGAGCCGGUCGAAAAAAUAGGAUCCAACGGUGUUAUGCAACUUUUGAAAUCUCAAUAAUCUAUCUGUUGUUUGAUAUAGAUUUUGGUCCCAGCUGCUGGUGCAUCGAAACAGCAUGCUCGUGGCUCGACCAGUGCGAGUCAUUCCGAGCAAUCGGUGAGGUUCAGCUUACAGGACGAAAUUAUCGGCAGUCUCAGUGCCAGUAGUGCCUCAAGCAGCAUCGAUAGUAACACAAGUACAAACACCAACAAUGAAGACAGUCUAGAGAUUAUGGAAGAGAUUGAAGUACAGGACGAUAGCAGCAGCAAACAGGAGGAGAAUACCACCAGCAGCUUGUCGGAUAGUGCGCCACUGCAACAUGUUCUAGAUCUGGUGGAUCGAAAUGAUGCUGCCUACAGCCGGUCCAGCCGGAAGGAUCGACCAAUUGAAGAAAGAAAAAAUCAGUUGUUCGAUAUUGAUACCGGUCCUGGGGAAACGAGCGCGGUAAAGUUUGAUAUCGAUGAGGUGCAACUGUCUGGAGAUGACAUAGCCAAACAUUUUCAGCAGUUUAGUGAAAAAGAUGAAGUUUCACCUAAAGAAAAAGCAAAAGCGCAAAUUGCGAGCAAACAGCUGCUACAGCAAACAGAAGACGUUGAUUCGUUUGACGAAAUUUUAAACACAACUGGUGCAUCACAGGAAAAGAAUGUUGUUCCAAAUCGAAGGUUGUUAAGCGCAAAAGCGGAAGAGAAAAGUGCAAAAGUGUUCGACGUAAAGGAGCUUUCCCCUUUGAAUGACGACGAUGUGUUAAUCAAUAACAGUAAGAUAAAUUUGAACUCAUUGAAAAGAGUUCAGAAACAGUCAAAUGUGCAGGAAAAUAGUAGUGAGAACAGUUUGAAUACAACGAAUGAUAUAUCCGAGCUAGCACACGAUACUGAAAGUGAUCGCAUUAUGAGUGACAAUUUUGAUCGUAGUUCGCGCAGUGAAAACGAUUUUAAGCUAAAAAAUAGCACAAAAGAAGCGAAAGGUGACAUGUCAUCGCAUAGGAGCAAAAGUUUCGAAUUUGUUGAAAGGAACCAAGAAACAGACCCUAGGCCUUCAUUUUCCAGCCUAAAAGUUAUUAGGCCUAAUGAGGACAAAGCGUCAGAUCUGCUCGAACGAAGUAUAGAAGAGGAUAACUCAAUCGAGGAAAUGAUCGUAUCGAAUCAUUCGAUUCAAGCAUCCGCAGGCGGAAAUGGAUCGACUUCGCAGUUUGUCGAAGAGGAACAUUCGUCCCUUGGCAGCAAUGAUUCUGGCAAUUUGAAGGAAAAAAUCUUUUCCUCUAGCAAAUCCUUCGAAGAAGUGCAGUCUCAACAUGAUUUGGAAGUUCCCAGCGAUAAAACCGAGGACGAAAAUGUCAGCUCUAAUAAGCAAAUGGAGAAGAUAACCGACUUCAAGGAAGCUUUGGAAGAUAUAUCUGAGGAAUCUGAACAUACCCUUACAAACUCUAAUCACUCGGGUAGUAAAGGAAAUACAGACGAUGAACAGUAUUCAACCACAGAGAAAGGUAAAGAGAUACGUAAAAUUUUAGUGGAGAGAGUUCUCCAGAAGCAACUUAGCAUUGGUAGCACAAUUUACGAAGAUAACAAAGAGAAUAUCCCGGAUUCUUUACCGACCAUUAAAAACGUUACCGAUCUUCAAAGUUUUAAUAGCGUUACUAGUUUAAGCAUGCUGCAAGCAUUGGGUGAAGAAUUUGAGAAAAUUCAGCAGAUUAUUGAUCAUAAAGAUUAUAACGAAGAACUUGCCGUUAGAGAUAUUCGGUCUGACUCACUGAAAGAUCCCCAAAGGUCCGGCGAUUCAAUUAGUUUGGCUACUAACUCAACCGAGUACAGACCGAUGAUUGGUGAAUACGAGACGCACAAAGAGCUAAAUAGUAAAAUUUUAAAGCAAGAAGAGUUGAUCGAAAACCUAGUAAGAACCCUAAAGGAAUCCCUUGAGGCUCGAGACGAAUCGGAAAAAAGUGUCUCAAAACUUACGACGGAAGUAAAUCAGCUGCGUAAGCAGUUAAAUGACAACAUUGAAGCUAUCAAGCAGAGACCACACUGGAUGCGAGAUCAAGAGAGUGCCGGUCAACGGUUGUCCGAAAUAUCGUGUGAUUUAGUCAGUGAAACCGAUGAUGCUCUGUCCGAUUUUCCUGAUCAAUAUGAAGAACGAUCCAACCGGAACUCACGAGAGAGACAAUUAGAUUUGAAUCUUGAUAUAGACUAUACGGAACAAAACCCACUUCACAUUCCCUCGCCAAUAUCCAAGCAAUUAGAGCAAUUCCGGAAAUAUUUGUCUACUGACGAAUUGCGGUUGUUCAAUAUGGUACAGAACAAAUUUGACAACUAUUUGAAGCUUGAAAUGGAAAGACAACGAUUAGAGCUGGAAACGCAUCACGAUCAGGAAAUGACUGAUCAGCGUACGUAUUUCGAGAGAAAGUGCACCGAGCUAGAGAAGCAGUUUUCGGAAGAAGUGAUAUCACAAAACAGUAGACGGUUGUCCAAUGAAACGGCGUCCGAUACUUCCGAUCAGGAAGAAUUUCCCGAGGAGAAUGGUGGUUACCAAGCGAAAACCAACAAGAGCCCAAAAAGGAAUUUAAAGGAACUGAUCUAUCUUAGUCCGACACACAGGAAAAUCACUCCGACCACUAUUGAUACCACCGAGGGCAGUGCAGAUGAAGUAAUGGAAAUUACUACUGAGGUUGAGCAGGUGCUAAAAUUAGAACAAACUUCUCACGAAUUCUGUGAGAACCGAAUUGCAGAGCUGAAUCGGAAACACGAGGCAGAUCUGGAACAAUUGCGCGAAAAGCUGAAACACUACGAAGAUAGAGAGACAACGGAUGAAUUCGAUCCUAAUAAUGAAACACCUCUCACGCGCAAAGAUGCAUCCCAUCUAAUAAGCCAAACCGUGGCACCACCGGUUGCUCUGGCGGCCAGUUGUUUGCAGCAGUCUGGUGUGUUACUAACAGCUGAAAGCACUAUCGACAGCACUAAUACCGCAACCGACGUAGUCGACGUUGGCACCGAGCCAAGCGACGAUCUGCACGAGAUAAUUGCCAGUUAUGAGCGACGGCUGAAGGAACAGGUGGCUCUGGCUCGGCAGGAUGUUUUGCGAGAGCUGGAAGUGCAGAUACAGGCACUGCUGUCGGACGCUGCCACCGAAGAUAGCCAUUGGCCUCCGGAGUUGAUACUGCUCAGAGAAAAGUUCACUGCCAAAAGUCAGUUGGAAAUCGCACAGCUUCAAAUCAAACAUGAGGAAGAGAUGGCCCGCAUGAAGGCUGAGUUCGAAAAGCAGUUGCAGUGGAAGCUAAAGCGUCAAUCGACGUUUGAUUCGGCUCGGGAUUUGGACAAGAUUAUUAGUGAACGGGACAAUCUACGGGAGCUAUCGGCAUCGUUGCGUAGUGCGUUUGGUGCAUUUUUGAAAUACGUCUCAGGAUGUGAGGAGGAUCUAAAUAGCACAGUUAUUGAUGAGCUGCACAAACUUGGCAUCAUACCGGGACUAGUGGAGGAUACUUUUGACACUUCAAUACUGGACAUAAAUGCUUCAAAUAUAUCGGCGUGUUCGGCGAAAAAGUUCGUUAAAUUUGCCCCGGAUGUUUCAGGCUUAAAAUCACUAAUCGAGGAUCCUUCUCUGAUUGAGUACAUUUCGAAAGAUAAUGGUGCAGGAGAAGACCCAAAUCAGUCGUUGAAUCUGGACGAGUGUCUGGAUACGCUAAGGUCUCACGCGACUCAUAUAAUGGCGCUUUGGGAAAAGCUACCGAAAAAGCUCGAAAUGAAAGACGAAGAUGCUGAUAAAAUUUCAAUCAAGAGUGACAGUUGUGAGGAAGAAGACGGUUUAAAACGUGGAACCAGCAAAAAGGAAAAUGCAAGCGCUCGUUCGUUUGACGAAAGCCUAGUGCGAACAAGCAAAGCUACUGACAGCCAGCUGACCGCUGUUAGUAGUUUGCCCGCAGAUUUGGGUGCACUGCAAACUAACGGAGAGUUGAAUAUUAAACUGCACGAACUGAAAAACCGCCUUUUGAAGUCGGAAGACGAAAAACGUAUUCUCGAAAGUAAACAUAACAGUUUGGUAAUCGAAUUGAACGAAACUAAACAGCACUUAAUGGAGCUGAGCAGUCAACGGGUUGAGUUCAGCGAAGGGUAUGGAACAAAUGCCCUGCUACCCACCGCACAGAGAACCUCAAACAGUUUUGUAGAGCUGCAAGAACGUGCCAAGCAUCUUCUGGGCAGCACCUCUCCCGACAAUACCCUAGAUAAUAGUGGUAUUCUGUUGCAGUUGGUAGAAGACUUUUGCCGGGAGGGAGAACGGUACAUGGAAGAUGAAAAACGUGACAAAAUGGAUCUGCAGGCUCAAAUCGAGGCGGCAGAUAAGCAGCUCAAAGCCACCCGCCAGUUCCUGGAGGAGCAGGCAGCCGAACGAGAGCAGGAACGUGACGAGUUUGUGAAAGAGAUCGAACGUCUCAAAUCACAAAUGCGCGACAAAGACAAGGAUAAGGUGAUCUUUGAACGUGUUACGAAAGAGGAUGCAAUUUUGUGUGACAGUUGUAGUUGCGAUCACGAUAAUCGGGAGAUUAUUUCGAAAUUGGAAACUACAGAGCAACACGUGAAAGAUUUAACUGCUCAGCUUGGAGAAAAAGAUGACAAAAUUAGAAAGUUGGAAAACGAUCUCAAGGACUCCAUUGACAAGGGAUUCACGCUGCGCGAGAUCAUCACCGAGCUAGAGACGCAAGUUGAAAGCAAGUCAAUCAACGAACAUGUACUGCAAUCUAAAGUAAAGGAACUGGAACUUUACAUUGAUACUCAAAACCGCCAGAAUGAAUCCCUCCAUCAAGAAGCGGACGGUAUGACCAGAGGUCAUAGUGAAAAGAUCGCCAAGCUCGAGGAAGAGCUACGUCAGAGCAGACCAAGCGUGGAACAAAGCUUAGUUCUCGAAGCACUGACUGUGCAACUUCGCGACAUUGAGGAAACGCUGGAAAAGAAAACCAAGAAUCUCGAAACUCUGCAUUCCAAUUCGGCUGCCUCGCUGGUGUGCAGCAGUCCUUCCGAAGACAUCUCUAUGAACCAGGAUAGUCCACUGCAUAGGAAAAGACUCCGUGAAGGCGAAACCGCUGGUCAACCGCUUUCGCUACCGGUAGACGAGGUGCAGCGGGUCUUCGAUAAGCUUCAUCGGCACACACGCAUCGAGGAGGUCGCAAUCAAACGUAUCAACGAUUUGGAAAUGCAAAUCGCCAGCGUGCGGGCUAGUUAUGCGGAACUAACGCACGAGCGCGAUGUACUGCAAGAGAGGAUGUCUGAGCAAUCGCUCAAGAUUACCACGCUUCAAUCGAAGCUUGACGAGCAACGACUGCGGGCCGAGGAACUCCACCGUCAGGGCACAUCCCACCUGACCGUUAAAGUGCACGAUCUGCAGAACGAGCUGGUAAACGUAAAAGAAACACUUCAAUCUCGCGAUAAACAAAUUGCAAAUCUGAAAAAUUUCCUCGAAAAUAGUCAACAAGUGAUAGAGCGUCACGAAAAAGAACUAGCGAUGAAUCAAGCUAAAAAUGAUCGAAGCCAAUACGAGCUAUCGCUCGAAACGGAAUUACAGGCCAAAUGCGAUGAAAUUCAACUGCUCAAGAAUAAAAUCAAAAAUGAGAUGGUCAACAAAGCGGGUCUGUCUGAUCUCAUGGAAACAAUGCUAGAGGAAAAGAACGAUGAAAUAGAUAAGUUGAAGGAGGAACUUAUCCAGUUAAAAUCCCAGCAAGGACAUCGUUCGCAGGCAUCCGGCGCCGCGCCUUGCAUCCACAAGGAGGAAGAUAAUGCACGCACGCUGAGCGAUAUCGUUUCCAUCACCGAUUGUGACGAGUCGGAUAUGGUGAUGCGGCGGGCGCCCGAGCAGAGUGCGACGUUCUUCCCGGCGCACAGCAUUCCUAUGGAAACGUCCAAGACGGUUUUCAACUCCAAAGAAACAACACCGGCAUCGACUACAGUCACCCAACAGCAAAGCGCCCCAACUACCGCUGGAUCCGAUCAGCAAGAGCCACCACCACUAGCCGCCCCAUUGCCAAGGCCAGCCUUUUUCCAAGUUCCCAGCUUCGGAGCUGGAUCACCGUUCCUGUUCCAGGAUCUUUCGGGCGGUUUUGCUCGGCCGACUGCAUCCGGCAGUAGUGCAGGUACGCCAGAGUUUUUCCCUAGACAUAUCAAUUUUUCACUAGUAGGUGAGUCAAGAUCUACGGUCGGUUCUGCUAACGAUCGUUUCCGAGAGCCAGCCUUUAUUGAAGAGAUAAACGAAGACGAUGAAGCGGUAGAGGAGCAAAAAGUAACCGAAGCAACUACUGAGAAAGAAUCUUCACUUGUAGUCAAUGAGCUAGAAUCGUUAAAAUUGAGCUUAGAUAGGAUAACUAAGGAAAAGAAUGAUACGAUAGAAAAAAUGCAAAAUCAAGUGACAGAAAAAGCUGAUCAAAUAGCCGACUUGCAGGUAGAAUUAGCUGCCAGAAACAAGCUUUACGAAGACUUGCUUCAGGAAAAGAAAGAAUUAAAAGAUGAGUUGGAAGCAAUUAAAACAAAUCUUCGAGAAUUAGAUAGCAUAGCCGAAAGUUUGAAGCUAAAAGAUAGUGAACUAAAGGACGCUGUUGAAACGAUUGCAAGUAAAGAAGCCGAAAUUAUGGAGUUAAAAACUGUAUAUGCUAAGCUGCGUGAAGAGUUGGAGCAGCAAACCAAAGAAUCUAGCCUGCUAAAGACAGAACAACAAAAGAAUCAUCUCAUUCUGGACACUUUGAAUCAGCAAAUAGAGUCGUUGAACAAAACAAUUGGACACAAAAACGAGUUGAUGUCUAAGUUAGAAAAAGAUAUUCUAAAUUACAGCAAAAACGAGGAAAAAUACGUCGAACAGUUGAGGUCCCUGGAGGCUAAGGAAACUGAGCUGAAAAUCUUACAGGGUAACUAUAAGGAUCGAUUGCAUGACAUCGAGAUUUUGAACGAAGACAAUCGGUUUUUGAAUGAAGACAUCAAUCGUUUGAAGAAUGAGAUUGCUAGAAGUUCCAGUAACGCAGCAUCCAAUCCGUCCUAUGUUCAAUUUUUGAAACAAAACUGUGAAAAGUUCGAGGAAGAACUACAGGAAACCAAGGUUUUGCUAACGGAGAAAAUGUUGUCACUGGAACGAGUCAGAAUCGAUCUGAAUAGUUGUCAACAAGACGCGGAAGAUCUAAAGACGCAGUUGAAAGAAAAGGAGAUGAUUAUUCAACAAAUCGGAGACGAUGGCAACAGCUUACAUGAGGCCUUAUCGAAGAUUCAAAAUAAAAUGCAAGAGAACAAUAGCAGUUUGAGCCUUAAGCUUCGCGAGGAGCAGAGUAGAAAUGCAACCUUGCAGGGCGAAAUCGAUCGGUUGAAGGUACAACUGCAAAGAAGUGACAAUUCAUCGAGUCCAAAGCCAUUUUCGGUGGAAGAGAUUGCAGAGCAAUUGGAGAAAGAGUUGAAUUACUCCGCUCAACUCGAUUCCAGUCUUAUGAAAGUAAUGGAAAGCGAUGAAGUGGCUUCGGACGAAGAAAGCUUAGGUGAAGCCAGAAAAAGUAAACGAGAACAACGGGCAGCUCAGGAAGUGCAGGAUUUGCAACGUCAGCUGCAGAUGCAGGUGGAUAAGUGCGUGAAGCUGCAGGAAAUGCUUGACUCGGAAAAACACAAUUCUAGCGACAUUCAAAUGCAAGAUGCCGAGAUAAUCGAAGCGAUGAGAUUGCGUCUGGAAGCUGCAAUUGAUAACGAAAGUGAACUACAAAAACUGCUAGCCGAAGAGAAGAGUAAAACUGAACGGCUGUCAACGCUCAUGGCCGGUGUACAGCGAACUAAAUCGUUCGAUAACUAUCUGCUUAUGAAGGGUAAAUCACCCCACGAAUCGCCAUCGCGAAGACUCAAUCGAAGCAACGAAUUCGAGUCGGAAAUGGUUGCACGCUUUGAGAGUGAAAUAAAAUUCCUGACGGCACAAAACGAACGCGAACGGGAAAGAGCUGCCGAUUUGCAGCGUGUCCUAGAGAGAGAAAAGAGUCGUUUUGAAAAAGAAAUUUCCGACCGAAACGAGCAUGGAGAACAAGUGAAAAAAGAAUUACUGAGGGUAACGAAAGAAAAAGAACGCCUUGAAGUCGAGCUAGACCACGAGCAGGAAAAGCUAAUGUUGGCACAUAAGGAAAUCGAGAGCUUGGAAAAGCGAAUCGGAGCCUUCCAAGAAGCAGAAUCGAUGCGAUCAUUCCGUAGAGAUCGAACUUCUGGCCAAAACUCGCUGGAAUUUCAAGAUAUGCGCCAACGGCUAGAUAAUCUGGAACAAGAGCGCAGUCAGCUGCGCGAUACCGUACAGAGCUUGCGGUCUGAGGUCGAGCGCCGGAAACAGCGUGAAGCAAAACUGACGGAAGCGCUGAGCAGAGAGAAUUCUCUUCUCGAAGGUGGAAACGCGUCGGUUCCAGAAGAGUUCCUUAAUAAACUUCGCGAUAUGAAUAGGUUGUUGGAGGCAAAUGCUCGUGAAAAUCAUCAGCAAGCCGAAACUCUUCGGCUAUUGAUGGAAGAGCGAAAAGCAUUGCAGUUGCGUAACCAGGAAUUAGAACGAUACGGUGUUCGCGGCAAUAGUAAUCAUUACAAUCGAGAUGAUUUGGAAGAACGUGCGAAUCAUUUGUUCGGUAAAUAUCUCCGCUCGGAGAGCCAUCGAAAGGCUUUGGUCCAUCAGAAACGCUACUUGCAAAUUGUGCUCACCACUUAUGAAGAAAAUGAAACCAAAGCCCUUCAGCUGUUGAACGCACAAAACAUGCAUGUUCAAGGCCUUUCGCUACCCGGUUUAUCGAAGUCAGACACGGCGGACAACUACCACCGCUCUAAGCGGCGCUCAUUCCGCGCUAUCGUAACGGCAGUGAUUGCCAUCGAAAGGAUGAAAUUCAUCGUACGAAAGUGGCAAGGCGGCCGUCGUGUUUGUGCGAAAGCGAUCUUCUCGCAGCAAUUCACUCCGCGUCGGUCGCAGUCGGCCACUACGAACGUAUGGGCCCGAUCACCGAACUCGCAUUUUGUAGAGUACAACGCGUCUCCACCGUCCCGAGAUCGUCCGCCCGUGCUGCUCCAGCAACCACUGCAACAUGAAACGGUAUACUCUGGUCACUAUCUUCGUCUGCCAGAUACACAACUGCUAAUGAAUGCCGACCUGCGGGAACGGCUAGAGGAUCAGUACAAUCGAACCAACAACAAUCGAUAGGAGAUUGUUUUCUGUCGCUUUUAAACUUUGUUUUUUUACUCUUAUGUUUUAAACCGCAGCUUCUAGUUUACUUACCAUCGUUUUAGGUGCGCUAAAGUAUUCAUUUGUUUUCGAUUUUCUUUUAAAACUAUCAGAUCUAGUCAAGUAUUGACGAAACUCUCUAGCAUACUUCAAAAGUAUUUGGUAGUGCUCAUAUUUUCCAUUUUGGAAAGCAGCUCAAUUUGGACAAAUCGUAGGUGAGAAGAAACGUUGCACGGUGCACAGUUGAUCUCAAUAAACUCAACAAUCGGUCACUCUGUUGACUAGCAAGAUGAAUCGUUUCAAUAGUGCCUUAAUAAACUUGUGAAGCUAACUGCUUCUGCUCGAAUAUAUUUUUGUGUUUAGGAUUAACACAUGUACAUGCAAAAAAAAGAAAGCACAAUUUCUUAGGUAAAGUGAAAAUUAACACUUUAUAUACUGUAUUAUUAACAGCAACAUCGUACUGUUUUGUACAUUGUAUUUUAUUUAAUUCUACUGCAUUAUUCCGUUCUAACAAAAUGUGUUAUUUUUUAAGCAUAAUGAAUCUAUCUUCAUCGUUUAGGCUAGUAUGAUUUAGUUUACGAGAAAGACACUCGAAUCGAAUUUGAUUACACCAUUGAACUUUUUUUUAUUAUUAAGGGAUUACUUAAAUGAUAAGUGUAGUAAAAAUCUAAGAGUAGUAUAUCAAAUACACAAAGAGAUU